Messenger RNA from Silurus meridionalis, 2267 nucleotides. RefSeq names its product annexin A13, like (gene anxa13l). The record is from RefSeq and is a predicted model, not a curated record. The coding region runs from base 112 to 1062 and encodes 316 amino acids. Lineage: Eukaryota; Metazoa; Chordata; Actinopteri; Siluriformes; Siluridae. Gene Ontology annotation, molecular function: calcium-dependent phospholipid binding; calcium ion binding. Gene Ontology annotation, cellular component: cytoplasm. The transcript is spliced from 11 exons.
CCCCGUGGAUGACGUCAGGAUGGUGACCACGCGCGCGCGCGCGCACACACGCACGAACGACGCAGUGAGAGUGCGAGUGAGCGCGUGCACGCGGGAUCAACACCGGUGAAGAUGGGAAACGUUCAACCCACGGUGGUUCCCUUUGAGGACUUUGAUGUGGUGGCAGAUAUUAAGGCAAUCCGAAAAGCCUGCAAAGGACUGGGCACCGAUGAGGAGACCAUCAUCUCCAUCUUAGCGAACCGCUCCUCCGCCCAGCGCAUGGAGAUCAAACAAGCGUAUUUUGAGAAAUACGAUGAUCAGCUGGAGGAGGUUCUGAAGAGCGAGCUGACGGGAAGUUUUGAGAAGGCCAUCAUCGCCAUGUUGGAUCCGCCCCACGUCUACACUGCUAAAGAACUGCGGCGUGCCAUGAAAGGAGCUGGAACCGACGAGGACGUUCUGGUGGAGAUCCUGUGCACCAGCACUAAUCAGGACAUCGUGUCUAUUAAGGAGGCGUACGCUCAGGUGCACGAGCGCGACCUGGAAGCUGACAUUGAGGACGACACGAGCGGAGACGUCAGAAACUUGUUGAUGUCACUCCUUCAGGCGAGCAGGGACGAGGGUUUCGACGUGGAUGAGGGACUGGCUGAAGAAGACGCAACAUCGCUGAUCGAGGCCGGAGAAGGACGCUUUGGGACGGACGAGUCCACUUUCACCUACAUUCUCACUCACAGGAACUACCUGCAGCUCCAGGCCACCUUCAAAUACUACGAAUCUAUGUCUGGGACGGAUAUCCUGGAUGCCAUCAGCUCUGAAGCCACAGGGACUUUAAAGGAGUGCUACAUAACUCUGGUCCGGUGCGCUAAAAACCCGCAGCUGUACUUCGCCCGUCGUCUGAAUGCCGCCAUGUCUGGUGCCGGGACAGACGAGGACACGCUCAUCCGCAUCAUAGUGGGACGAUCCGAGGUGGACCUGCAGACCAUUAAAGACAUGUAUCUGGAGAAGUUUGACGUGACGCUGAAGGACGCUUUGAGCUCGGACUGUGGUGGGGAUUUCAAGCGCCUCCUGCUGGCUGUGCUGAACUGAAACCCACCAGGAACCAACACUUUCCACCAUCACUGCCUCCUGGAACCACACACACACACACACACACACACACACACACACUGUGUUCCAGUACUGUUCUAACACACCCUCAUCCAUGUCCCCUUAAUUUUUUAACCUUCUAGUAAAAAACUAUUCUGUAAACAUUUGGAUGUUUAGGGAAAAAAAACCCUACGAGUAAAAUCUACAUACUUAUACAUAUUUGUAUUAAUUUAUCUAAAUAUUUUUUAACUCAUUCAUUAAUUUACUUUUUAUGUAUUUCUCACAUAGACUCACAUUCUCCGUAAAUUAUUAUUAUUAUAUAAUUUACUAUAAAAAAGGAAAUUUUUUAGAUUUUUGAAACUUUUUAGAAUUUCUAGAUUAAACAGUCACAUUUUUCUCACAUAUACACAUUUGUAGUACGUGACCACGAGCUCCAUUUUCUAUUUUAACACCAUUUUCUCAUCGCUAAUGUACUUUGAAAUUUCUUGCCUGGACACUAUUUAAAAACAGGAUAUUUGGGUUUGUGAGUCUGAAAUAGGGGGGAGGUGUUUGUGUUUAAAGAGGGGCGUGGUUAACGAGGGGCGUGGCUACGAACAGCAUAACAAUCACAGGAGUGCACAACAAUCAUUUACACUUUAUAUCACUUAUUCAAUUAUUAUAGCUUUUUCCUGCAUUUAUGAUAGAAUUAAAACUACAGAACCAUUAAAUAUUUACAGAAAUAUCCAGUUUUACAAAAAAAAAAAAAAAUUACGUAACUAAAACCAUUUUCUGGCAACCUAAAUUCAUUAAAACGAAAACACGGGGGGCGGAGCCUAAUCCAAUCAUUCGAAGAUAGUAAAUAUUAGAAAUGAAGUGUUUAUACACCAAAAGCAAGCCCUAAAUACUAUUUAUUCAUCAUUACUAACUGGAGAAAACAAAAAAAUGUGAUCUUUCAGGUUGCUUUCACAGGAAGUGUGUUUCAAGGUGUAACUCUGAAUAUAUACAUAUACAGUAUAUAUACACCAAAGCUAAUGAUCUCUCUCUCUCUCUCUCUCUUUUCUUCUGAUGGAAAUAAUAUAAAAGCUAAUGUUUAAAAUGUUUACCUGCAGAUGAUAAUGAUAUAUACUGUAUUUAUAUUAACGAGCGUACACUGGUGUGUGAUGAAGCUAAUGAGGGUGAAUAAACACUUUUUAUGUGUAUCAAUAAAUAAAUAACACGUAAAUAAA